AUGUAAACCUCCCUAUUUUUAGAAAUCGAAAAGUUCACUAAAUGUUAGAAUUGGAUUGAAACUUAAGACUCUACUGCUUCAUCUAAUAAUGAUCUUUUCCUUUUUGGUUAUAGUACUUUAUUUUGUAAAUUCUAUUUCUACAGAAUCUAAACUACUCUUUUCUACAGAAACAGAUUCUUCCUCCAUUGAGUAAUUCGAAGCCGUUUCUACCAUUUUUAAUCAAUUCCCUGAUAAAUAAACCAAAGAGAACGAUAACACUCAAAAUUAGUUCAAUAUUUCAUUACAAACUGUAAUAUCAAAUUAACAAUUAGAUUGCUUAAGAUAAAAGAACCACUAUAAUGAUUAAAAACAUUCCUAAUAAUUAUUCUGUUCAAAGACUAUAAAAUGAGCUAAAUUUUAAAUUUUAUUCAAAAUACGAUUAUCUUAAUAUACCUUGUGAUUUAGAAGGAGGUUUUGCCUUUAUCAAUCUUAAAAAUAAAAAAUACCUUCAUGAAUUCUUUUUGACAUUCAACAAUCGACCUUGGAAUUUCAAUAAAAAAUAAGUUUAUCAUUUUUAUUAUUUUAGAAAUGUGUAUUAAAAUAUGCAAAAGUAUAAUAUAAUGAAACUUUGAUGAAAUAUCCAAAAAAGAUAUGUCCAGAUAUAUAUUCUAAUUCACAAUAAGUUUUUGAUUUGAUAAAAAAUCAAAAAAAAGAAUUAAAAUUAUGA
Molecule: messenger RNA, 706 nt
Organism: Paramecium sonneborni
Lineage: Eukaryota; Ciliophora; Oligohymenophorea; Peniculida; Parameciidae
Source: the annotation of a GenBank genome assembly